Messenger RNA from Cuscuta epithymum, 603 nucleotides. Lineage: Eukaryota; Viridiplantae; Streptophyta; Magnoliopsida; Solanales; Convolvulaceae. The record is from the annotation of a GenBank genome assembly.
UCUCUAAUACGUCAGCUUGAUACAUCCAAGUCCGACUGGACAAUCAAAGUUCGUGUUACACGCCUCUGUGAUGUCAUCAAUCACAAAAGACAAGGAAGCUUAAUUUGUCUAGAAAUGGUUCUGAUCGAUGAAGAGGGUGAUUAUGUUCAUGCAUCUAUAAAAAGUGGAUAUGUUCAUACAUUACGUCCCAAAAUAAAGGAAGGAAUGAUACACAUCAUAAGAAACUUCUCAGUGCUUCCAAAUAAAGAAGAGUAUCGUGUUGUAGCCGAUAAUAAAAUCAUGAUACAAUUCUUUCAUAACACUAUCAUCAAAGAAGUCAAAGGAGAAGCAAUUGAAGUGCCAAAUUAUAAAAUCAUGUUAAAUGCCUCUUCAAAUAUUCAUAACAUUUGUUUUAACUGUGCAGGAAACUUAUGUUUAUCAACAUCCCCCUCAAGCCUGGUUUACAUAGAUCUUGAUAUUGAUGAGUGCAAUAAGUUGAAGACCCUUUGGAGUGCACACUUUUUGGGUGAGCCUAUCAACCACCACCCAUACCGCAUAAAAUGAUAUUUGCAAACAGUCAGAAUCAACUACAAUGAUCAAUUUAGUAUUAUUCUUAGAUUAUAG